AUGCGGUCCAAGUCUGUCGCACGGCGAUUCGCUCAAGGCAUCAGUGGCGACGAAUCGGACGCAUCCCGUGGACUACCCGUCAAUCUAGAAGUGCCUCCAGGGCUGCAGGUGGUACCGAUGAGCAAGCAUCACGAUCACGGACCGGCUGAUUUUAGCUUACCAACCUCUCUGCAUCAUCACCUCCUACCCACGGCAGAUGAUGUUCGCGAGCGAUUAAAGCUUCAGAGUGCGGAACAGUUCCUUCUACAGAUGGCACGACUGCAGCGACCACCACCGCCAGAUCUGGACAUUCAGACCGGUUCGGUCAUGGCACUCAAAACCAUCCCCAAGGGUACGCAGUAUGGACCGUUCGUUGGCAAGCUGCUGCGUGAACCAAUGGAUCGACGGUUCGCAUGGGAGGUGAUAGAUGUAGAUAUUCGCGGCUGGUUAGAUGCAACACUGGAACCAACGAACUGGAUGAAGCACAUACGCUGCGCGUCCAGUACAGCCGAGGCGAACGUGCAACACUUUCUCAAAGAUGGUCAUCUGUGGUACGAAGUGAUAUGUGAUAUCAGUCCCGGAAGGGAACUGUUUCUGCGACCAAAGGUUCCUCUUCAUCCCAGGGAUGGGCAAGACGAGCGAAGCAGCGAACGUGGCUCGGGCGGUUCCCAGCACAGCGACAACUACGAGGACGAGUACAAUACGUCGAACGAUCUUGACUCUAGUCACAACAAGGAGCAGCACCAUCACAACAGUAGCAGCAGCAACAGCAGUGGCAGAAGCAGCAACGGCAGCAGCACCCGUGCGAACGUACACCAUCCGGGGGACGACAGUGGUAACGGAAGUGGCGAACCGCACCAGCACCAUCACCACACGGACGUGAAGGAGGAGGACGAGGACGAGCACGGUAUCGAUGCGCGGUGUGUCGUCUGUGAUCGGCAGUGUCACGAUAUUGAUCAGCUCGACGAUCAUCUCGUGAUCUCGCACCAUUAUCCAAAGGACGCCUACAGGUGUGAGCUUUGUCCGAGGGCAUACAGCUACAGACCGUCGUUGCUGCGACACCGAGCGAUCGUACACGGUGAACUAAGGCGCUUUCCGUGCGAAAACUGUCCCAAAAACGAAGAUACCGAUGUGAGCACAGCAACCCCCAACACUUCCUCAUCGAGCGAACUAUUCAGUUACCUUCUGCAAGCUCAUGAUAAUAGGGUUUUUACCGAUCCGUCGAACUUGCAACGUCACAUCCGGACACACCACGUGGGAGCCCGUAGUCACGCGUGUCCAGAGUGUGGUAAGACGUUUGCCACCUCGUCCGGCCUGAAACAGCACACGCACAUCCACUCGUCGGUGAAGCCGUUCCAGUGCGAGGUGUGCUUCAAGUCGUACACCCAGUUCUCGAACCUGUGCCGUCACCGGCGUAUGCACGCAGACUGUCAGGUGCAGAUCAAGUGUAACAAGUGUGGCGAUAGCUUCAGUACCACCACGUCCCUCUCGAAGCAUAAGCGUUUCUGUGACUCAACGGCCGUUACGCGAGCCUCGCUGCACUCGGGAGCCCAUCCAUCGCAUCUGCGCCAUCCGCACGAUCCUUAUCCACACGGGCGGCCACAUCCGGGAGCGGGUCAACAGGGUACUGUCGGUGGAGCAGCAGGAGGAUCCGCAUCGACAGCCGGUACUGGGGCAGGACCACUGCAUUCGCUACCACCCGGUAUGGCAACUCCACCGAAUCCAUUCCUUAUGUUUCCCGGUGCACCGUUUUUUGCACCGGGCUUUCGGCCAUAUCCAGGCAUGCCGGGUAUUUUCCCACCGGCACCGGGACAGGUUCCUCAGUUUCCGCUGUCCUUCUUCCCGAAGCCGGCGGCUCCAGGACCACUGCCGGAACCAGAACGCAGGACUCCAUCGCCCUCGUCUCGGCAUCUUGGUUUGCUUGAAAGCUACAGCCAGCAGAAGAUUUCACCUCCGACCGGUGAGGAAGCAACAAACCAUUUGAGACCGUCACCGGCUCGUCCCAUUCCGGUGAGCUUUAACUCGGCGGCGGCAGCUGUUGCGUUGCUGUCGGGAUCUCCAGGCCCGUUGAUGGGCAAUCAUAAUCUUCCUGCAACGGAAUCGGUUCAGGAGCGAGGCAACAACAACAAUCACAUCAAGGAAAAUAACAAUCAUAACCACACGAACGGUACCAGUUCCUACGGUGGACAGACCGCACAACAGCAGCAGCAGAGACGAACCUCCAGCCGCAGCAGUUCGCUAGCAGCAGCUACCACUGUCAAGGAAGAAUUGAACCGCGAAUCUUCGGAUGCUGAGGAAGGAGACGGAGGAGUAUCGGCGAUUCGAGUGAAGAAUUUUUCCACGCGGUCCAAGAAUGCAUCCGGAGAGACAAGCAAGUCACCCGCAUUGUCGGAAAAUAGAAGUCAAUCACAACGUAGAAGAAGCCGUACAUUGGAAGAUGGUGAUACGUCAGAAUCUGAGGAGUUCUCCUCCGAGGCGAAGAAAGUAAAGAAAGAGGACGACGUUUCCGGUUCGGCAGAGCAACCGUUGGAUCUGAGUGUAUCGAAGAAGUUAAAAGCCGACGAAGAGGACGACAGUGUUGAGGUAGAGGAGGAAAAGGAUGCAUCGGAAGAGGUGGAAAAUCGUAGCUGCAACCGAAGCUCAACACCGAUCGAAGUGACCAGUCCUAGAUCCACACCAACACCGUCAGUUCCAACGCCCAACUCUUCGGACGUACCGCACCAUGAUCUUUCGCUUCGAGCACGCGGCCGGAACAUAGCCGGCUUAUCCCUUUCUCCGAAAGCGGCAUCCGCAUCCCCACUGGCGGAUGCGUUCCCCCUACCAAGCCCCUCACCGUCGCUGUCACCGCGUCCGUCACCAUCACCCUCAUCGCCCGGUGGCAUGACCGGGUCUGGUCCGCAUCAUCAGCCCAUCUCCUAUCCGAGACCAAUCUAUCCGUUUCUGCUCGAGGCAAUGUGUCACGGUGGGCCAGGUCCAAUGGGUGGCUUUCAACGUCCGGCUUUCAGCUUCCUAGACUCGCUGGAAUCGAAUCUGGAUUUGCUGAAACGUAGCCGCCAGUACAUGCCGUCGAAGGCAUUCCACCAGACCGCCAUGAUGCCGCCGGGUUUCGGUGUUGGAGCAGGAGGAAGACCAGGCGUUCCCGGUGGUCCCGGUGGGCCGGUUGCUCCCGGGAAGGUUAAGGAUCGGUACUCGUGCAAAUACUGUGGCAAAGUAUUCCCGCGAUCGGCCAACCUGACGCGACAUCUUCGUACCCACACCGGUGAACAGCCGUACAAGUGCCGGUACUGCGAGCGUUCCUUCAGCAUCUCGAGCAACCUGCAGCGACACGUACGCAAUAUCCACAACAAGGAGCGACCGUUCAAAUGUCACCUGUGCGAGCGGUGCUUUGGCCAGCAGACGAACCUUGACCGCCAUCUGAAGAAACAUGAUGCGGAUGCGGCCGGGCUCGUGUUGGGUGACUCACCCUCGUCGAAUGAAGCGGAACGGGGAGAAGAUGUGUUCUUCGACGAGAUUCGUUCGUUUAUGGGUAAGGUUACCUACUCCGGACCGGCGUCCCUAUUGACUUCUGGGACGCUUCCGGCUGCUGCCGAGGUGGAACCGGGCAAAGGUGAUGGAGAAGAUGGUGAGAGUAGUGCGUCGGGCAGAAGGCGUUAUGCGACACCGCUGGACGUGACCGGUGGGGACGAUGACGAGGAAGAGGAGGAAGAAGAUGAGGAGGAAGAUGCAGCCAGCUGUGACGGUGAGAGUGAUCUGAUCAACAUCGAUUCGGAUAAGGAUACGAUCAAUAACAAUGACACGAUCGAGGUGUCUACAUAA
Molecule: messenger RNA, 3795 nt
Organism: Anopheles marshallii
Lineage: Eukaryota; Metazoa; Arthropoda; Insecta; Diptera; Culicidae
Product: histone-lysine N-methyltransferase PRDM16
Exons: 10
Coding region: 1-3795 (1264 amino acids)
Cellular component (GO): nucleus
Source: RefSeq, a predicted model, not a curated record